Messenger RNA from Trichoplax adhaerens, 1662 nucleotides. RefSeq lists its product as uncharacterized. The coding region runs from base 1 to 1662 and encodes 553 amino acids. The transcript is spliced from 11 exons. NCBI's taxonomy places the organism in Eukaryota, Metazoa, Placozoa, Uniplacotomia, Trichoplacea, Trichoplacidae. Gene Ontology annotation, molecular function: protein binding. The record is from RefSeq and is a predicted model, not a curated record.
AUGCCUCAAAACAAUGAAGAUGUAAUCUCCACACAAAUUAAGAAAGAGAGGAAGACAGUUCUAUUCGUUACUCUUAAUAAUUCAAUCGAUAUUAUAUGUCCAUUUCAAAGACAUAUUAUUACAAGCUUUAAUGAUUGCCAGUAUAGUUGGUUAAAGGAACAUAAUGAUUCUUACGGAAAGAAACAACUCCCGGCAGACUUACUAGUGGGUUUCAAUUCAUUCGGUCAAAAUUUGAAUAUUUCUUAUGUGACGAAAGCAGAUGAGGGCAACUACAUUUGUACAUGUAAAUAUCUUAAUGCUAGUAGGACGGGUUUAGUUAAUAUUUCCACUCUUGAGCUGCACAUUGGAGAGCCUCCAAAAAAAAUUUUGCAUGCCGACAUUUCAACGAAGGGAAUUACCACAACUGUUGCUUGGAAUAAAUCUAACCUGUGUCAGAAAUUAAAUGGUUAUCGAUUUCAGGUCAACUAUACUGAUGGGCAACGUUGGUACAUUGGAUGUAAUAAUACGACAAAAUGCUCUUGUAUUAUGAGCCGUCAUAUAAUAAUAACAAGUAUAGAAAUAGUAAUUACUGCUACUAAUAAGUUUGGAUCAACAUCAAGCGAUGGAUUUAUUUAUUACAUGGCGAAUAAUGUUGUGCCGUAUCCACCAAACGCUGUUAUGGUGAACGCAGAAUAUAGAUCUAUUACAGUUCGUUGGAGAGCACCACUAGGUUAUACAUCAAUGCUACUUUACGAAUUUAUAGUAUAUAAACGACGUAUUAAACCAUUAGUUCUGAUGGAAAAAGAAUAUAAGAAUGUUGUUAUUUCCGCUGACAAUUUGGAAACGAGCUUUAAGCACACUUUCUUUGAUUUGAUACCUGGAGCAACCUAUGAAUUUUAUAUUGUCAGCAAAACUCGUUAUCAGGAAGUGAGCGAGCCAACAAGUAGAGUGAGAAUAAGCUUACCUGAGGAAAAACCGUACGCUGGACCUACAGAUCUAAAAUGUACUUGUUCAGAACAUGAUCCAAUGGGUAGACUUUGCUUUUGUCAUUGGAAAUCAAUUGAUCCGUGGCUAGCCUACGGUGUUAUAGUGGAAUAUGAUUUAUAUUACAUCGUGGCCUCAGAGGAUUUGGAGAAUAGAACAGCAAAUAAAAUAUCAGCUAUGGGCAAUAUAACUACUGUUGAAUUAAGAAAUCUUUCUUCAGAGGUUUCGUACACUGUAACAGUUGUGGGUAGAAAUAAGGCUGGUAGUAGCGUUAGUAGCAAACCUUUCACCAUUCAGCGGAUUCCAAACACUAAGAAGGAUUCUUCUGGUACCCCUCCGACUACAAUCCUCAUUAUUAUACUGGUGGUAUCUGUUCUUGUUGUUUCUGCUAUAUUAAUUCUGGCCGUUGCAUUUUUUUAUAGGGCGAUAACAUACAGACUGACAAGCAAGGCCAAUGAAGAUGAUCGUGAUUCAUUGAUGAAAGAAACGGAUUCAGUGCAAUCACUGGCAGAGUCACACAUAUAUGAGCAAAUAUCGUUCAGGGGUUCUACAUCUAUAAUUCACGUCAAUCAGGCCGAAGUGAAUAAGCAAGAAGAAGAUGGAAUGCAAGAUAACAGACUUUCAAUGUCGACAAUUGACAGCUGUCCAUAUUCUAGCGUAAUUAUUGCCUCAGGUUAUCACGAAAGCGAUGAUUGUUAA